Molecule: messenger RNA, 1998 nt
Organism: Symbiodinium natans
Lineage: Eukaryota; Dinophyceae; Suessiales; Symbiodiniaceae
Source: the annotation of a GenBank genome assembly
AUGGCGUGCCGCUGGCAAGACCUCCUCACAGAGUUGACGGACGAGCUGCGCCGACUUUCUGCACAACUGGAGUCCUUGGAGCUCGAGAAUGAGAAGCUCAGGGAGCCGCUAGCACCAGACAAGGCCUGGACUGGGGCUCCUUACCCUCAGCGAUGUCCAGAUCUUCCCACGCGAAGGCCGUCAUCGACAAGCUCCGGGAGCGGCGGCGAGAAUCUUUUGAAAAGCAGUCUACCGUUGGAUAUCAAAACCGCCAGUCGCACCACCCUCCUUGAAGACCCUACCGCAUCAAUGGGCGAUGAGGUUGACGCACUCAAGCCAGCCAGCAGUUUGCGGAGCGAUGCAGCAGAGUCCACUUUGCCAACCUUCUCUGCUGUGACAGAGGACUUGGGAACUGGGUCCCGUGCUUCGGCGCUAAUCAAAGAGGAGCGGAUGCAGUUCAUGAUAAUGCGGGCGCAGAAGACCAAGAACUUUGUGGCCUUAAAGCCAUGGUACAUCAUCAAUCCCGACAGCAACGGCUUCGCAAACAGCUGGCAGAUGUUGACCAUAUGCGCUCUGGGCUUUGUUGCGCUGGUGACGCCUGUGCAGGUUGGAUUGCUGGAAGUGGAGUUCGGAUUUCUAACAGUGUGCAGUCUCAUCGUCGACCUGGUGUACGUGAUCGACAUGGUGCUACAAUUUUUUACGUCCUACCCAAGACGGACCAAUCGUGGAGUUGAGUGGGAAGUUCGACUACCUCGAAUCACGAUACACUACUUGAAAACUUGGUUCAUUCUGGAUUUCAUGACCUUGAUCCCCUUUGACCUCGUAGCUCUCACUUCCGGCGUCGACGAUGUCAAGGAGCUGAAUGGUGUGAAGGCGAUCCGAGUUCUAAGGCUGGUGAAACUGUUUCGGGUGCUGAAGACCUCCAAAUUCACGCACAGGUACGAGAUCCCAUACUCCAUCCCGUACCAGCAGGUAACACUGUUCAAGUUUUUGCUGAUUCUUCUUUUGGUAUGUCAUUGGCUGGCAUGCGUGUGGGCACUGACUUUGCAGCUGGUGAGCAGUGACCUGCCGCAGUGGAUUGAUGAAGUGGAAUCUGAGGACCUCCAGUUCGGCAUUCAGACACGGGAGUCCCCCCUCAGCAUGUACAUUGCUUCCUUCUAUUUCUGCUGCUACACCAUGACAUCCGUGGGCUAUGGUGAUUUUGGACCCAAGAAUAUCCUGGAGCGAGUUGUGUGCACCUUCAUGGUGAUGGUGUCAGGUUUGCUGUGGGCCUACGUUCUGGGACAGGUCUGUGCCAUUGUGGCAGACAUGAAUGCCGAGAGCCAGGGCUUCAAGCAGAAGAUGCACCAUCUCAACCAGAUGAUGCACACACAGUCCAUUCCACCGGAGCUGCAGCGCCGAGUCCGGAGCUACUUCCUGCACAACAGGAAUCAGGCGAUGUACGUCACCCAGCAGCAGCUCCUGGAGAAGAUGAGCCCCCAGUUGCAGGCGGAGGUUUGCACUGCUUUGACCAUGCCGUGGUUGGAGAAGGUGACCUUCUUCGGGCAAUUCAUGCGGCUUAUCCAAACCCUGGAGACACGUGGAGUCUACACCAUGCGGUACCGCGCUUGUAUCGCUGACAUCUCUCGGCAGCUGGUGCCUGUGGCCUUCGCACAGCAGGAAAGCUUCGACAACGUGCAGGAGCUGUUUAUCCUGUCCAAGGGCUUGGUGGCCCUGAACAGCAGGGUGGAAGGCGGCGGGGCAGUUUGGGGCGAAGACUUUGUGCUGUCGGACACCUCUCUGAUCAGGCCUGUAGCGGGCUACGCGCUGACCUACAUCGAGGUGUUGAUGCUGACGCGGGAGCGUUUUAUGGACGUCAUCGAGCGGCGGAAACUCACAUGCCCUCAGCUCGGGAUGAUCGUCCGCCGCUACUGCGUGCGCGUGGCCGUCCCUUGGGCUCAUACUCAUACACUCUUUACACGUCAGGUCAGUCAAUUUAGGUCUUGGCUGCAAGGUUGGCAGUGGGCAAUUGCAUGUUGA